Molecule: messenger RNA, 1956 nt
Organism: Hypoxylon fragiforme
Lineage: Eukaryota; Fungi; Ascomycota; Sordariomycetes; Xylariales; Hypoxylaceae
Product: WD40 repeat-like protein
Exons: 4
Coding region: 1-1956 (651 amino acids)
Biological process (GO): maturation of SSU-rRNA from tricistronic rRNA transcript (SSU-rRNA, 5.8S rRNA, LSU-rRNA)
Cellular component (GO): small-subunit processome; 90S preribosome; nucleolus
Molecular function (GO): protein binding
Source: RefSeq, a predicted model, not a curated record
AUGAAGGUCACUAAUCAAGGAGAUGUGUCGGUCUACACGAUAGCCGGCGCCAAUACUGCACGGCCUCUGCCAGACUGGUUGGCCCGUCGCCGGAAACGUAGCUUGAAAACCGAUCCCGAGUACCAAAAUAGGAUAGAACUUCUUCAAGACUUUGAGUUUGAGGAAGCCAGCCAGUGUAUCCGAGUUUCAGAUGACAAUGAUUGGAUUAUGUCUACAGGAACAUACAAGCCGCAAUUCCACGUCCACUACCUACCUCAUCUUGCCUUGUCAUACGCGAGGCAUACCAAAUCUCUCAACACGACAUUUCUUCUUCUCUCGACCGACUAUACCAAAUCUUUACAUCUACAAAGCGACAGAAAACUUGAAUUCCACACGCCCGCCGGAUGCCAUUAUGAAUUACGUUUACCCAGGUAUGGGAGAGACCUGGUCUAUGAUCGACAGUCCACCGAAGCAUUAAUCCCUUCCGUGGGAUUGGAUUCAGACGGCAGUGGCGAGGUUUUCCGAAUGAACCUCGAGGUUGGGAGAUUCAUGAAAUCUUAUCAGAUUGACGUUGGAACCGAUGAUGGUGUUGAAGGUGGCUUGCAGGGAAGUAUUGGCGUCGGAAGUGUCAAUACAGCAGCAAUUGCCGAGAACAGUCACAACUUGUUAGCAUUUGGCACUUCUAUUGGUUCAGUGGAGUUUUGGGAUUCACGAUCCAAAUCCCGAGUCGCCAUCCUCGGUGGUCAAGAAGGGGAAAUAACGGCACUUGACUUUAGUCCUUCUGGCCUUUCUUUAGCCACCGGCACAUCAAAUGGUCUCAUAAAACUUUUCGAUCUUCGAAGCCCGAAACCGCUCUUGCAGAAGGACCACGGACCCGGAUUCCCCAUCAAGAAUCUUAUUCACAUGACAACAUCAUCACAAGAGAAAAAGAUAUUAUCUGCUGACAAACAGAUGGUAAAGAUAUGGGACGAGCUUGAUGGAGAGACAUGGACCUCAGUCGAGCCUCUUGUCGAUAUCAACUUCGUCACGUGGUGCAAAAAUACCGGAAUGAUACUUACGGCUAAUGAGGGCAAGCCUCUGCACAGCUUCUUCAUACCACAAUUAGGGCCUGCACCUCGGUGGUGUUCAUUCCUCGAUAAUAUGGUUGAAGAGAUGGCUGAAGAGGUCACCACCGACCAAUACGACAAUUUCAAGUUCUUAACAUUACCAGAACUCAAAUCCCUCAGCAUGGCUCAUCUAAUCGGCAAGACGAACUUAUUACGUCCUUAUAUGCACGGAUACUUCGUGGCUUCCAGACUUUACGAUCAAGCUCGACUCAUCGCCAACCCAUACGCUUUGGAUGAGGAGCGGGCUAAACGCGUUAAGGAGAAGGUCGAGAAAGAACGUGCUAGCCGCAUUCGCGGAAAUAAGAAGGUCAAGGUCAACCAGAAACUGGUCGAUAAGCUGCUCAAGCGUCAAGAAAAGAGAGCACACGUCGAUACAAAGGCUGGUGUGCUGGGUGAUGCCCGUUUCACUCGCUUGUUUGAGGACGAAGAGUUCAAGAUCGACGAGACUAGUCGGGAGUUCCAAGUACUUAACCCAAGCACCAAGGUGGAUCCAGAAACGGGCGCGAAGACUAGCAUGGCACGCGCUCGGUCAUCAGACGACAGCGGGGAGGACGAAAGCGACCUGGAUCAAAGUGAUGAUGGUGACGAUGGCUUAUUUAAAAGGGACACGCCAAAAGAAGUAGAAAUGCGUGUCAGUUCGUCCAACCGAGGCAGUGGACGGUCGUCUAAGGAUACCUCCUUAGGCUCCAGAGCUCAAAACUCAGGAAGGGUUAGCAAAGCCCGAAGUGGGGAUGUAGUGGGAGAGCGACAAGUCACAUUUGUACCGGAAUCGAGAAGAAAGAAGACUGAAGAGGCCCCGAAAGAGCGGGCUAAAGAUAGACGAACGGACUCGCGACGAAGCGCUAGCACUAAUGUCUUCAGACGACUUUGA